AUGCCUCCAUUCGCAAGGAGCCACGGUCCGAUGCCCAACGGACCUCCCAUGCCGGCGGCAACCAGCGGAUACUGCACGGCUUGUCCGCGAUUGGUCCUUCCCCUGAUCCGCGAGUCUCUCGACGGUCAGCCAAAACGAAUGUUGUCGGGUUCUGCGCUGGCCGUCGCUGCGCAAGACAUGAAGUCGGGAGAUGCAGCCCUGAUUGGUUGGACUGACGUCUCCAUGUGCAUGCCAAAAGCGGGCCGUCCUGGGGACGCUAAAACGUGA
Messenger RNA from Colletotrichum tamarilloi, 267 nucleotides. RefSeq lists its product as uncharacterized. The transcript has a single exon. Lineage: Eukaryota; Fungi; Ascomycota; Sordariomycetes; Glomerellales; Glomerellaceae. The record is from RefSeq and is a predicted model, not a curated record. The coding region runs from base 1 to 267 and encodes 88 amino acids.